Molecule: messenger RNA, 2748 nt
Organism: Epithele typhae
Lineage: Eukaryota; Fungi; Basidiomycota; Agaricomycetes; Polyporales; Epitheliaceae
Product: heterokaryon incompatibility protein-domain-containing protein
Exons: 8
Coding region: 1-2748 (915 amino acids)
Source: RefSeq, a predicted model, not a curated record
AUGCGCCUCCUUGCCACCGACACCGGGCUCAUGUCCGAGUUCGCGGACCCGACCGAAGUCAAGUACGCCAUCCUCUCCCACGUUUGGGCCAGGAAGACGAGCGACAACGACACGUCCUACGAGCCAGAACUCACCUAUGACGACUACACCCGCCUCCGUACCGAGCAUGGUGAUGAAUCCGAUGAUCCCUUCCUCGACAAACUCCCUCCGAAAGUACGGCACUCUUGCGAGGUCGCCAAAGACCACGGCAUCUCCUUCAUCUGGAUCGACACCUGCUGCAUCAACAAGUCAAACAGCUCCGAGCUUUCGGAGGCGAUCAACUCCAUGUACCGAUGGUACGGCCUCGCGCAAGUCUGCUACGCCUAUCUCUACGACGUCGACUCCCAUGCCAGGACCAAGUUCCACGACAGCGAAUGGUUCAAACGCGGAUGGACGCUGCAAGAACUCAUUGCGCCCCCCGAGGUCCUCUUCUUCGACAGGGACUGGGAGAUUAUCGGCUCACGCUACGACCUCUCGGACGAAAUCCGGUCUAUCACCAACAUAGACCGUGCCGUCCUCCGGAAGGAGCGCCAAAUCUCCGACGUCUGCGUCGCUCAACGCAUGUCGUGGGCAGCAUCCCGGAAGACGACACGCGAGGAGGACAGAGCGUACUGCUUAAUAGGAAUCUUCGACCGCGACUACGCCUUCAUCCGGCUCCAAGAGGCCAUCCUCGCGAAGAUACCCGAUCAGAGCAUCUUGGCUUGGGGUCCGAACCAAUACGACAAGGAGCUCACACUCGACAGACCCUCUUCACGCUCUCCUCCGUCAAACGUGUCUGUCAAAAAUAGUCCUCACUCCUUCCUUCUCGCUCGAUCUCCCAAGGACUUUGCGAACUGCCACGAAACCGUCAACAUCACUUCCGACACGCUCGCCCGUGCUCUUGGCUGGCCCAAUGGCAUUCCCUACGCUCGCUUUACAGUGACCGCGAACGGAUUCAACGUCAAACUCCCUCUGAUACCCUGCUACGAUGGCUCGGGAGCUCAGCAUUGUCUCGCCAUUCUCACCUGCCAGGUGCCUCUACCGCGGAGAGACGGAAGCCGGGCUCGCCCGCAGCAAGUGGUGUGCUUGGUUCUCCGUUCGUAUGGCGAAGUGCGAUCGAGCGAGAGCACGGAGAUGUUUGUAGGACUCGUGUCCAUGGCUGACAGGUUGCAGAUCGACGCCCGGAUUCCCAUGAAAGCGGCGCUCGACAAGAUGGCGAGCUAUUUCCGCCUGGCGACGCUUCCUCUCGAAAGCCUCAAGAAGUUUCGCGAUAACGCGAAGGUCGAGUCCAUCUACAUCCACCAUCUCCUAUCCGCCGGUCACCACGACCAAGACGGCCCCGAGUCCGACCUCCUCCUCCAGGCGCUUGCGCGAGAAGGCCUGAAGGAACCCGAGUUCGAGCUGACCAAAUGGUGCGCGAAAGUUCUCACCAAGCAAGGCUUCGCCGUCAGUCCACCGCGCACUCAGACAAUCACGAUUUCCGACGUCACGUCGAGUUCGGACGAGCUCACCAUCGAGGUCACCCGCUGCGACUGCGUGGGCCAUCGGUAUUGCAUUCGUCCCCGCUCCAGCAGCAGCAACCCCGUCUCCCCGCCGCAGUACUGGUCGUGGGACAUCGCCGCGGACUACGGGGACCCCGGCUUGCGCGCGAACUCGAAGUGCUCGAGCUUCCACAUCUACUCGUGGGACAUCAAGGACGGCGUCGCGCACCGCUCGUUCAAGCCCCCGAGCCGACGGUCUGCCAACUGCGGGAUCGAGCACAUCAGCAUCCGGGUCAAGCACGUCCCGCAGCCGGAUCAUUUCGUCGUCGACCUCAAACCGACGUCGCCCGCGGAGGACUUCCCGCCGCCCCAGCCGCCGUCACCCUCAUCCUCGUCUGCCACGGAAACACCUACUCGGGCCCGCACGGCCCUUCACGUCGAGACGAAUGGGCCUCCGAGGAAGCCCGGGGGUGUCCGCUCGCACUCGUUGGCGCCCGCACCUAUGAUGAUGGCGCAGCCCUCGGGGAGUCAAUGGCAGCGGCCGAAGCAGAAACGCCAGCUCUCCGCUGCGCCAUUAUCUUCAUCUCCACACCAGCCGACGCGGCCUGCAUGGUUUUCUCAUAGUCCAGUAGCGCCGAACGAUGGCCAGCCGCUGUCUACCAUCUCCGACGAGCCCGAGCCCUUCGAUGAAUCAAGUCCUCGAACGCCUGCCACGGCGGUCAGCCCAGAUACGGGAGAGGCUAGAACGGUCUCGUGGACCCGGGGUCUGGAAGUUUCUGGUUUACCUCCGGAUCACGGAGCGCUACCUGUGGUGACCAAGCUGCCGCCGCCGCCACCGAAGAUUCGUGAGAAGAACAGCGAGCUCAAGAAGCGUCACCCUGCCAAUGAUGCUGCAAGUCGAGACCCCGAGAAGUCCUCGACUCUUCGACAUGUUCAAGAGACUGGGCCCGACGCAUCUCCCGUAAAGCAGCCCGUAGUGCCGACCAACGCAGAAAUGCACAGUUCCGCUGGUAUUAGACGGUUUGAGUGGAUGAUGGUGGCGAUGAUGCAUAGUAGUUGGAGAACAUCUGUCCUCGAUAUUUUCUCUGUCUGCUACGCUUUCUUCAACGCCAUCUCCCGCGUGUAUGCGCCCGUGGAGAUCAGUGAUUGCGGUGUCCAUGGCUGGUGGAUGAAGUCCGCCUGCCUCGGAUCCUUGGACGAGCCUCCGCCGAGCGCGUUCGCGUUCACAAAGAUCGGGGUGACGUGCUAG